AUGGUUCUCGGCCUCUGCUGUACCCACCUCAUGUCGAGAGGACACGCGGACUCAUGCCAACAUGCGAUUCGGCGGCAGCCGCUUCGUUUGGAGAUCAAGAAGCUCCUCUCUUCCCGGUCCGACCGCGUGAAGUGCGUCGACAUCCACCCCACCGAGCCGUGGGUGCUCAGCGCCCUCUACAACGGCCAUGUCUUCAUCUGGGAUUACCAGGCGAGCUCGAUGGUCAAGUCGUUCGAGGUGUGCCAGCUUCCGGUCCGGUGCGCCCGUUUCAUCGUGAGGAAGCAGUGGUUUAUCACGGCGAGCGAUGACAUGCACAUCCGCGUGUUCAACUACAACACCAUGGAGAAGAUUCAAGCGUGGGAGGCCCACACCGACUACAUCCGCUACCUGGAGGUCCACCCGACGCUGCCGUACGUGCUCUCCGCCUCUGACGACAUGAGCGUCAAGCUCUGGGACUGGGAGAGGCAGUGGGACUGCACGCAGGUGUUCGAGGGCCACGCCCACUACGUGAUGAUGGUGAAGUUCAACCUCAAGGACUCCAACACCUUCGCUAGCGCUUCCCUCGACAGGAGCGUGAAGGUCUGGGGGCUCGGCGCGCCCACGCCUCACUUCUCCCUGGAGGGCCACGAGAGGGGGGUCAAC
Ectocarpus siliculosus is the source of this 642-nucleotide messenger RNA. NCBI's taxonomy places the organism in Eukaryota, Phaeophyceae, Ectocarpales, Ectocarpaceae. The record is from the annotation of a GenBank genome assembly.